This is a messenger RNA of Cladophialophora psammophila CBS 110553, 759 nucleotides long. RefSeq lists its product as uncharacterized. The coding region runs from base 1 to 759 and encodes 252 amino acids. The transcript has 2 exons. The record is from RefSeq and is a predicted model, not a curated record. NCBI's taxonomy places the organism in Eukaryota, Fungi, Ascomycota, Eurotiomycetes, Chaetothyriales, Herpotrichiellaceae.
AUGGGUGGUUGGGGCCUCUUCUUCUUCCUCCUCUUCCUCCUUCUAAUCUUCGCGGUUGUCGGAUGGGUCGUUUACACACAAUAUAGGGCCCGCAAGCAAGGGCUCCCCGCACCUUCCCUCAAGUCAUGGAAAACUUACAUCCCGUUCCUUAAACCUCAAGCCUCCUCGAAUUACCCUGCUCCUCGACAUGCAGGACCAUUGGAAUGGGCUAGAGAUCAGUUCGCCAAGCUGACCAGAAGACGCACCGCCAGGGGAGCCUACGAAGAAGCCGGAAGUGGUACUGAUGGGCUAGUGCCUGGUGCUGCUAGAGGGGCCAGGGGAGGCAGAGGGGUGGAAGACGAUGCGUGGGAUACGCGUGUAGGGAACGAAGACCCCUAUGGGCCAGGAGUGAGUUAUUCGGGGUAUGAAGAGCAGGAACUUGGCUUGGCCCCGACACCGGGAUUGCAGAAUGAACCUUACGGCGGCGGCGCCCGCGGAGGUACUGGGGGGGACUAUUUGGGUGCCAGGGGAAGCGCGGGGUAUUCCGACGUCGAUGUGACUGGACGUGGCCGGCCGGGCAGUUCUUCAAGAGAUAAUCCCUUUGGCGAUCAGCAUGAGGCGACGCCGAGGCUGAGGAGCGUGAGCCCCAGACCGGAGCCGGAGGGAAGCACCGCAAAGGGUCAUACGAAGGGGAACCAGAGUCUCGACACCCAGGGUAGCGGAGACGGGAAUUCGAGUCCGAUCAGCACCAGGAAAAGCGUCUUUCGCGAAGGGAUCUAG